Molecule: messenger RNA, 1314 nt
Organism: Cajanus cajan (pigeon pea)
Lineage: Eukaryota; Viridiplantae; Streptophyta; Magnoliopsida; Fabales; Fabaceae
Source: RefSeq, a predicted model, not a curated record
AUGACACCUCAAGAAGCAUGGUGUGGACAAAAACCGAGUAUACAUCACUUCAAGAUCUUUGGAAGCCUUGCUUACGAUCAUGUUCUAGCUCAGCUCAGAAUGAAGCUUGAUGAUAGAAGCAAGAAGUAUAUUUUGAUCGGGUAUGAUGAAAAGGCAAAAUCCUACAAAUUGUACAACCCUAUUACAGGAAAAAUUCUGGUAAGUCGAGAUGUCCAGGUAGAUGAGGAAAGUGAGUGGAGCUGGAGUAACUCUGAAAAGACUUCGGGGAGCUCAAACUCUGAGAAUGAGAGCUCGGAGAUAAUAAGGAGAAGCUCGGAGAUAACAAGGAGAAGCUCGGAUAGAACCAAUGAGCAUUCCGAGGAAGAUGAUGAACCUGAGCAGCUUAGAACUCAGAGCUUGCAAGACAUCUACAACUCCACUGACGAGUUACAUGUAGUAUGUCUAUUGACAGGAACAAAAGAUAUAAAAUUUGAAGAGGCGGUACUUAAUGAGAGAUGGAAGAAAGCAAUGGAUGAGGAGAUCGGAUCAAUUGAGAAGAGUGAGAUGGGAAGCAAAGCUGAGCUAGUUGAGGAGUUCAAAGAAGUGAUAAAGAGGGAGUUUGAGAUGACCGAUUUGGGCAUCAUGAAGUAUUUUCUGGGUUUAGAGGUGGACCAAAGAACAGCAGGCCAUCUCUUAUUCAAUAAAAAUUACAGUGAGUUGCUACGAUCACCCAUAAUUUUUGUAUUACUCGUCUCUUCAUUUUCUACAAAACUGUGGGAUAAUAAGAAAGAAAUGAAAGUCACGCGUGUUAGUGGAAAAUCGGAUUAUGGUGUUUAUGGUAUAUGUGGACCUUUCACGAGAUGUAAUGCACAGAGCUCACCAAUAUGUAGCUGUUUGAAAGGAUUUGAGCCAAGCAAAAAAGAGGAAUGGGAUAGACAAAACUGGACUAGUGGAUGCAUUAGGAGCACAGGUUUGCAGUGUGAAAGGACAAAAGAUCAAAACACAAGUGCAGAUACAAAUGAAGAUGGAUUUUUGAAACUGCAAAUGGUUAAAGUUCCAGAUUUUCCAAAAGGGUCUCCUACUGAACCUGACUUGUGCAAAAGCCAGUGCUUGGAGGAUUGCUCUUGUAUUGCCUAUUCUCACGAUGAUGGGAUUGGUUGUAUGUCUUGGAUUGAGAAUCUACUUGACAUUCAACAAUUCUCAACUGGAGGACUUGAUCUAUAUGUCCGUGUAGCCUAUACUGAAGUUGAACUUCGUAUGCUUCUUGUAAAGGGAAUAUCAUUUAAUGAUGGUGAAUACAUGUGUUUUGCUAACAUGUAUGGACAUGAUGUAUGA